Camelina sativa (false flax) is the source of this 3505-nucleotide messenger RNA. Lineage: Eukaryota; Viridiplantae; Streptophyta; Magnoliopsida; Brassicales; Brassicaceae. The record is from RefSeq and is a predicted model, not a curated record.
CCAUUUAAAACCCUAGUCCUUCUUUCUUAUACCUCUCUCUCUCUCGUCUUCGUCUUCGUCUUCUUCUUCUUCUUCCUCCUCCUGAUUUGACUCUCGUCUCUUCGAUUUCCACCGGAGAGACGGCAGGACCGGGAGACUUCAAAUUCGUGACUUUUUCCGAUUGUUCUGUUUGUGAAUUUUCCCGAUGGAUCUGCCUAGCCUUGCCUUAAUCGUUGGCGCGGCUGCUUUCAGUCCCAAUCCGGAUGAGCGUAGAGCUGCUGAGCAGAGCCUUAAUCAGUUGCAGCACACUCCUCAGCAUCUGAUAAGGAUAUUGCAAAUUAUUGUUGAUGGUGGCUCUGAUCUUUCUGUACGCCAGUCUGCUAGUAUCCAUUUCAAGAAUUUCAUUUCUAAGCACUGGGAACCUCAUUCUGGUGAUCAGAACAAAAUCUUGCCGAGUGAUAAGAGUGUUGUCAGGGACCAGAUUCUUGCAUAUGUCUCUCAAGUUCCCCCGAUUUUGAGGGUUCAGAUGGGAGAGUGCCUCAAGACCAUUAUUUAUGCUGACUAUCCUGAGCAAUGGUCCCAUCUCCUGGUCUGGGUGACGCACAACUUGCAAGGUCAACAAGUUUAUGGAGCGUUAUUUGUGUUGCGGAUUUUAUCUUCAAAAUACGAGUUUAAGUCAGAUGAAGAUAGGGCACCCAUUCACAGAGUAGUCGAGGAGACCUUUCCGCACCUUUUGAAUAUAUUUAACAAUCUUGUCCAUGUUGAGAAUCCUUCCCUCGAAGUGGCAGACCAUAUCAAGCUUAUAUGCAAGAUAUUCUGGUCGUGUAUUUAUCUAGAGCUUCCGAGACCAUUAUUUGAUCCAAACUUUUUUAAUGCUUGGAUGGGUCUGUUCCUAAACAUUUUGGAACGUCCAGUUCCCAUAGAAGGUCAGCCUGAAGACCCUGAGCUUAGAAAAUCUUGGGGAUGGUGGAAGGCCAAAAAAUGGGUUGCUCAUAUUGUAAACAGGCUGUACACUCGGUUUGGAGAUCUGAAACUUCAGAAUCCAGAUAACAAAGCCUUUGCCCAAAUGUUCCAGACGAAUUAUGCAGCCAAGAUAUUAGAAUGCCACCUGAAAUUGUUGAAUGCCAUUCGUAUUGGUGAAUAUCUUCCGGAUAGAGUCAUCAACCUAAUUCUUCAAUAUCUAAGCAACAGUAUCACGAAGAGUAACAUGUACAACUUACUGCAGCCCCACCUUCAUACUCUACUAUUUGAAAUAGUUUUCCCUCUAAUGUGCUUCAAUGAUAACGAUCAAAUGCUUUGGGAUGAAGACCCGCAUGAGUAUGUACGGAAGGGUUAUGAUAUAAUUGAAGAUUUAUACAGUCCCAGGACUGCGUCUAUGGACUUUGUGACUGAACUGGUCAGAAAGCGUGGAAAAGAAAAUUUGCCAAGAUUUGUACAAUUCAUUGUGGACAUUUUUAAGAGAUAUAAUGAAGCAUCUCUGGAAGAAAAGCCUUAUCGCCUAAAGGAUGGUGCUCUGCUUUCUGUUGGGACACUUUGUGAUAAACUUAGGCAAAUUGAACCUUACAAAUCUGAGUUGGAGAAUAUGUUAGUGCAACAUGUUUUUCCUGAAUUUAGCAGCCCAGCUGGUCAUCUUAGAGCUAAGGCUGCAUGGGUUGCAGGGCAGUACGCCCAUAUCAAUUUCUCAGACCAGAGCAAUUUUUCCAAGGCACUGCAUUGUGUUAUCUCCGGAAUGCGUGAUCCAGAACUUCCUGUUCGGGUGGAUUCAGUUUUUGCUUUGCGAUCAUUUAUUGAAGCCUCCAAAAGCCAGUGCAUUUUGGAGGUGUAUCGACACUGACAACGGUGAGGAUGAAACUGAUGAUGCUGGUGCAUUGGCUGCAGUGGGAUGUCUCCGUGCCAUCAGUACAAUUCUUGAAUCUAUCAGUAGUCUCCCUCAUCUCUAUGGUCAGAUUGAACCACAUUUGCUGCCAAUAAUGCGGAAAAUGCUGACAACUGAUGGUCAAGAUGUGUUUGAAGAGGUUCUGGAGAUCGUCUCAUAUAUUACUACUUUUUCACCUACGAUAUCAUUGGAUAUGUGGAGCUUAUGGCCUUUAAUGAUGGAAGCACUCGUGGAUUGGGCGAUUGACUUCUUCCCAAAUAUAUUGGUCCCGCUGCACAACUACAUAUCCAGGGGGACUGGGCAUUAUCUCACUUGCAAUGAACCAAAUUACCAGCAAAGUCUCUGGAGUGUGAUCUCUGUGCUUAUGGCGAAUAAAAAUAUUGAUGACAGUGACCUUGAGCCAGCUCCGAAGCUAUUAGGGUUAGUGCUUCAGACUUGCAAGGGGCAGGUGGAUCAAUGGGUGGAGCCCUACCUGAGAAUCACACUAGAUCGGCUACGAGGUGCCGAGAAAUCUUCCUUCAAGUGUCUUCUGAUUGAAGUGAUUGCAAAUGCCUUUUACUACAAUACCCCUUUGGCACUUGGCAUACUGCAACGAUUUGGUAUCGCAACAGAAAUUUUUACUAUAUGGUUCCAAAUGCUGCAAGAAAAGAAGAAGAGUGGUGGACAUGCUAACUUCAAGAGAGAGCAUGAUAAGAAAGUUUGCAUAUUGGGGUUGACAUCACUUUUCAGUCUUCCUGCUGGUCAAUUGCCGGUAGAGGUCUUGCCACAUGUAUUCAGGGCUCUGCUCGAGCUUUUAGUGGCAUACAAGGAUCAGCUUGCUGAAGCUGCAAAGGCAGAAGAGGAGGAAGAAGAGGAAGAUGGUGAUGACGACGACAUGGAUGAAUUCCAGACAGAUGAUGAAGAUGAGGAAGGCGAUGACGAAAAUCCAGAUGAAACUGAUGAAAGUAAACUCCACAAGUUAGCAGCACAGGCAAAGGACUUCCGCUCUUACAGCGACGAUGAUGACUUUUCAGAUGAUGAUUUUAGCGACGAUGAGGAAUUAGACUCUCCAAUUGAUGAAGUGGAUCCAUUCGUACUAUUCAUGGAUGCAGUCGCAGCAAUGCAAGUAUCGGACUCGCCCAGGUUCCAAAGCCUUACCCAGACACUAGACCCGCACUACCAUGGACUCGCAAGCACUAUAGCUCAGCACACGGAGCAGAGAAGAGCCGAGAUUCUAAAGGAGAAACUUGAGAAGCAAUCUUCUGCAACAGUUGCUUCCUGAGUUCUCCACGGCUCAUUGCCUUGAAAAAGCCAAUCGUUAUUCUCUCAUUUUGGCUUCAUUUUUUUUAGUAAGCAUCUUUAUCUUCAAAAGAUAAAGAGAGGCUUAUCAGAGGUGAGUCAGGUCGACUCUCAUUAGUCAAGUCGUGUCUUAAGAGAGACCAAUCUCUGCCAUCUCCAGUUUUGCAUUCUAUAUCGCCAUCAUCAAUUUUUUUUAUUGUUGUUUUUAAUCUUCCAAAAGACCAAAACAAAAGACAAAACCCAUUCCGGGUUCUUUUUUAGUUUAUCUUUAUUUCAGAUAGAACAGAGAACCCUUUGGGAGGUUUUUAUGUUCUCCGAUUGGGAUUGGAGGCAUUACAUAUAUCAAAAAAAAAAAAGCACAUAGUUUUUUAA